AUGGCCCAACAACAACUCACGAGGCGGACAGCAUCCCUACUUCAGCUAUCUCAGAACUUUCGCACCCAACGCACUUUCAGAAAUUCCAGCGUAGGGAGACGCUGUCUACGGGCACUAAGUGAGAUAAUCCCUACACCUCAGCACCAGCGGUCCUUAAAUGAACGGACUGUCAAGCCUUUCUCUGAGUUUCUCACGGACAAAUUUCAUCGUCAACAUGAUUACCUACGGAUCAGCGUCACGGAACGGUGUAAUCUGCGGUGUUUGUACUGCAUGCCCGAGGAAGGGAUAGACCUGUCGCCACUGCCCCGGCUGUUAACCUCGCCGGAAAUUGUUUACUUAUCAUCAUUAUUCGUCUCUCAGGGCGUUACAAAGAUCCGUCUGACGGGCGGGGAACCAACGGUGCGGAAGGACAUUGUCCCCUUAAUGCAAGAAAUUGGCAAGCUACGGCGAGUCGGGCUACGCGAGCUAUGUCUGACCACAAACGGGGUCUCACUACACCGAAAGCUAGACCAUAUGAUAGAAGCGGGCCUGACAGGCGUAAAUCUGAGCCUGGACACUCUGGAUCCAUUCCAGUUUCAGAUCAUGACCCGACGGAGUGGAUUCGAGGCCGUGAUGAAGAGCAUAGACCGUAUUCUGGAAAUAAACCAGAGCGGCGCCGGCAUCAAGCUAAAGAUCAACUGCGUUGUGAUGCGCGGCUUGAACGAUCGUGAGAUCAUCCCAUUCGUCGAGAUGUGUCGUGAGAAGCCUAUCGAGGUGCGCUUUAUCGAGUACAUGCCCUUCGAUGGGAACAAGUGGAACCAGGACAAGAUGUUCUCGUACCAGGAGAUGCUAGCGGUGAUCCGAAAGAAAUAUCCGACGUUAGAGAAGCUCGCCGAUCAUAAAAAUGAUACCAGCAAGACAUAUCAAGUACCUGGAUUUAAGGGCCAUGUCGGAUUUAUUACCAGCAUGACGCACAAUUUCUGUGGCACCUGCAAUCGACUCCGAAUUACGAGUGACGGCAAUUUGAAAGUGUGUCUUUUUGGAAAUUCGGAGGUUUCGCUGCGGGAUAUCAUCCGUAAGGAGAAUCACGGGCGGCCUAUCGACGAGGAAGCCUUACCGGAUCUUCUGGAGACUGUGCAGACCGCUGCCCGUCUCGGUGACAAUGGGGGCCUGGCUGAACGAGAGCGCGAGAUCCUGGAUAUCAUUGGUAUGGCCGUGAAGCGUAAGAAGGCGAAACACGCCGGCGUGGACGAGCUGAAGAACAUGAAGAACCGUCCAAUGAUUCUCAUUGGUGGGUAG
Penicillium arizonense is the source of this 1278-nucleotide messenger RNA. RefSeq lists its product as uncharacterized. The record is from RefSeq and is a predicted model, not a curated record. The transcript is spliced from 2 exons. Gene Ontology annotation, biological process: Mo-molybdopterin cofactor biosynthetic process. The coding region runs from base 1 to 1278 and encodes 425 amino acids. NCBI's taxonomy places the organism in Eukaryota, Fungi, Ascomycota, Eurotiomycetes, Eurotiales, Aspergillaceae. Gene Ontology annotation, molecular function: GTP 3',8'-cyclase activity; 4 iron, 4 sulfur cluster binding; metal ion binding.